AUGUCACCCCUCCACCUAUCGCCGGAGGCCGCCGCAAGGCGUGCGCGGGAUCUGCCUUCCCCGGCCAAUGGGGAGGAGAGGCCACCGCGCAGUGCGCGGCGCAAAGCUGUCGGAAGGCCGCCCUCGCCGGCCUGGGCGUGGAGACUUCCCCGGCGCGCGGUCCCGGCCGCCCCAGCUGUCAGCGCUGCCAUGGCUGCGCGGCCCGUCACUCUCGGCAUCGACCUGGGCACCACGUCCGUGAAGGCCGCCCUGUUGGAGGCUGCACCCGGCCACCCAUCCGGGUUCGUGGUGCUGGCGAGCUGCGCGCGGGCUGCGAGGGCGGAGACCGCGAGCGUGGCGGCCGGGCCGCAGGGGCAGGAGCAGGAUGUGAGCACAAUCAUCCAAGCCCUAAAUGAGUGCCUUGAUGCCCUUCCCCGGCAGCAGCUGCAGAGAGUUGGGGGCAUUGGAGUGUCGGGACAGAUGCAUGGCGUCCUAUUUUGGAAAGCAGGCCAAGGCUGUGAGUGGACAGAAGGAGGGCCUGGCCUUGUAUUUGAGCCCAGAGCUGUGAGCCACUUGAUUACAUGGCAGGAUGGCCGUUGUAACAGUGGUUUCCUGGCUUCUCUGCCCAAGCCUGCAUCCCAUCUCAGUGUGGCCACAGGGUUUGGCUGUGCAACCAUCUUCUGGCUUUUGAAAAACAGCCCGGAGUUCCUGAAGUCCUACGAUGCAGCUGGCACCAUUCAGGACUAUGUGGUUGCCAUGCUGUGCGGCUUGCCAAGACCCCUGAUGUCUGACCAGAAUGCUGCUAGCUGGGGCUAUUUUAACACCCAGAGCCAGAGCUGGAACUUGGAGAUCCUGGAAGUGGCAGGCUUCCCUGUCCACCUGCUCCCCGACAUUGCAGAGCCAGGCAGCAUGGCAGGCAGAACCUUUCACACAUGGUUUGAGAUCCCGAAGGGAACACAGGUGGGCGUGGCCCUGGGUGACUUGCAAGCCUCUGUGUAUUCCUGCAUGGGUCAAAGGACUGACGCAGUUCUCAACAUCAGCACCUCGGUCCAGCUGGCUGCCUCCAUGCCUGUGGGAUUCCAGCCUCCGCAGACUCUGGAUCCGGCAGCCCCCGUCGCCUUCUUCCCUUACUUUGACAGGACCUACCUAGGGGUGGCAGCAUCCCUCAAUGGAGGCAAUGUGCUGGCCACGUUUGUCCACAUGCUUGUUCAGUGGAUGGCGGAUCUAGGCCUGGAGGUUGAAGAAUCCGCUGUCUAUUCACGCAUGAUCCAGGCAGCUGCACAGCAGAAAGAUACCCAUCUCACCAUCACCCCAACAGUGUUGGGGGAGAGGCACCUGCCGGACCAGCUGGCCUCUGUGACUAGAAUCUCCUCCUCUGACCUUUCCCUGGGGCAUGUGACCCGGGCCCUGUGCAGAGGCAUUGUUCAGAACCUGCACUCCAUGCUUCCUUUCCAACAGCUCAAAGAGUGGGGCGUGGAGCGGGUGAUGGGGAGUGGGAGUGCGCUGUCCAGGAAUGAGGUGCUGAAGCAGGAGGUCCAGAGGGCCUUCCCUUUGCCCGUGUGCUUUGGGCAGGGUGUAGAUGCAGCCUUUGGGGCAGCUUUGGUUAUGCUCCAAAGAGAUCUUAGCCAGAAGGUGCUUUAGUUCAGGAAGCUCUUUGGCUAAAGGAAUGCUGGGAAUUUUAUCUAAUUGACAAUGCCAACAUAAUCUCUGGGUUGUCCUUUUCCUGGACGGUUCUGUGAGCAGACUGUAAGUUAUAUUUGAUCUUAAGGUACAAUCUAGAUUGAUCAAGAUCUUACCUUGAGGGUAUAUGAUAAUCAUGCACCCAGGAAUCAUUAACCAGGCCCCAAAUUAAUGUUUUCCAGAACAGGAUCUUCUGAGAGCUGAUUGCAAAUGAAAAUGUGGGUGGUCGAGAAAAAUGGGAGAGAGGGAGGAAAAUGGGAAGAGGGAGAGAGAGAAAGAGAGAAACACAAACUGUUUCCUGGUUACUGGGCUUGUCUGUGAUUCACUUGUAGACAGAGAAGAAAGAUGACUUAAGAACCAACAGUCUGGUAGCCAUGGCUCCAACUAAGCAAAGAAGACCUGCUUUAACUUAUGUCCAACUUUCAGAUUGGUCUGUACAUGUGGUCCAACUUUGAGUCAAGUGCAUUAUUGGAAAAAUCCCUCCUGCUGGUUUGUUCCAGAGACCUAAGGACAUGGAGGCAGGGUGGAGGAGGAGGCUUCCUGCCGUGUGGAUCUGUUUCUGGGAAAGUGUUGCACUAGGGCUACCCUGGGUCCUCUCAACACAACUGGCUUGGAGGCACAUUCCAGAGAAGAAAGGGGACCACGGAGCACUGUGAUGAACACCAUCUGACAGGCUGUUUUCAAGACGGCAGCAAGGCACCAGCCCUUUUCUAUGACUGCGCACAGCCAUACGUCCCUCUAAGUCCGGCCACAGAUAGUAGGCAGUUUCAUGACUUCUCCCUUUCUCCAGAGUCCCACCCCUUCCUCUGUGGUGAAGGUCUUGCUGGCCUCUGCUGGUUCUGGCUCAGUAGAAGUGUCCUGUUAGGUGGGCAUGCGCAUAGGGGUCAGAGAACCACCUGUCUCCCCAUGUGGCAGUACCUUCCAGGAGAGGGUCACCAUCACUGUGUCUACUUCCGGCCUCCUACAGGGCCCAAGGCUCAGGCCACUGUGACUUUGGGGGGAGCUCCUGUUGUCUCUUUGUAUGAGUCGUUUUACAAGCUAUGAUUAUGGGAACCCCUUUGCCUCCCACUGCUGGCUAUAAUUCAGAAAAUUGAAUAAAGUUCAUUUUUUCAGA
Meriones unguiculatus (Mongolian gerbil) is the source of this 2773-nucleotide messenger RNA. It is a transcript of the gene Shpk, whose product is annotated as sedoheptulokinase. Lineage: Eukaryota; Metazoa; Chordata; Mammalia; Rodentia; Muridae. The record is from RefSeq and is a predicted model, not a curated record. Gene Ontology annotation, biological process: carbohydrate metabolic process; cellular response to lipopolysaccharide. Gene Ontology annotation, cellular component: cytosol. The coding region runs from base 1 to 1620 and encodes 539 amino acids. Gene Ontology annotation, molecular function: sedoheptulokinase activity. The transcript is spliced from 7 exons.